Messenger RNA from Nematolebias whitei (Rio pearlfish), 376 nucleotides. RefSeq names its product galactose-specific lectin nattectin-like. Gene Ontology annotation, molecular function: signaling receptor activity. The record is from RefSeq and is a predicted model, not a curated record. NCBI's taxonomy places the organism in Eukaryota, Metazoa, Chordata, Actinopteri, Cyprinodontiformes, Rivulidae. The transcript is spliced from 4 exons. The coding region runs from base 3 to 335 and encodes 110 amino acids.
AAAUGACCUGGGGAGAUGCAGAGGGAUAUUGCACUGACCAAAAUGGUCAUUUGGCUUCCUUUCAUGAUGAAGCUGAGUACUACUUCAUCAGGAGACUCAUUGUGAGAGCUUCUGGAACCAACACAAAAUCUUGGGUUGGAGGCACCAAGGGAGAAUCCGGUGAUUGGACAUGGACCGAUGGAUCUGAUUUCUCCUACACUCAUUGGGGCCCAGGGGAACCAAACAACAUGGGUGGACAUGAGAACUGUGUGGAUAUGAACUGGAAUGGAGAAGAUUACGUCAACGAUGAAGUCUGCAGCCAACAAAAUGCUUUUGUUUGUGCUAAAGAUGUGUAAAUGUACCUUUGUUGUCCGAACAACAUGAUGAUGUCACUUUC